AUGGCUGAGCAGAACCUGAGGAUAAAAGGGCUUCUGCCAAUCUUGGAUUGGCUCCCUAAAUACCCAGUCGAGCAAUGGUUACCCAGUGAUGUUGUUUCUGGGGUCACCACAGCCGUCAUUAUUUGAAUUUGUUUUACAUGUGUGGCAUAUGCAUUCUCUGUAGCACAUGUCUAUGAAUUUCCAUUUCUCACGUACUUUGUGUUGGGCACAUCUGGACACAUCUUUGUGGAUCCAUUCCCUGUCACCUGUCUGAUGGUGGGCUCUGAAGUUUUGACCUUAGCUCCUGACGAGCACUUUUUGCAUUCAGUUAACAUCACAGGUGUGAAUGAGACAGUGACAGAUGAAAGGUUAAUGGAGAUUGUUGUAGAGGCAAAGAGAAUUCUGGUGGCUUCUACCAUGACGGUGUUGGUUGGAUUAUUCCAGGUGACUAUGGGGCUGAUGAAGGUGGGCUUUCUAGUCAGGUAUCUCUCAAAGCCACUGGUAGGCAGCUUCAUCACUGCUGCUUCCCUUCAUGUCUUCAUAUCUCAGAUUAAAACCAUCCUGUCUGUUCCUAUACAAAACCAUAAUGGAUUCUUCUACUUCAUCUACACUCUCAUUGAUGUAGGUAGGAACAUCAAUCAAAUUAACAUCGCGGACUUGAUAGCUGGAUUACUAACAAUGUUCAUUGUUAUGGCUGUGAAAGAGAUCAACGCAAAAUUUCAGAAUAAAAUCCCAUUGAGGAUUCCCGACUGUGAAGGAAGUCAUAUUGGGCUUAGCGUCUACAUCGCAGGCUGUGAUGGUGAGCUUGUCAGGAGAACGAAGGCUCUGUCCUUCUUUGAUGAAGAGGUUAUCAGAGACAUUCUCUUCCUCUUAGUCCAUGACGCCAUUCUAUUCAUCCAGCUGGAAACCUCCACUGGAAAUGAAGAGGAUCCAUUAGCUGAGAAGAUUUCACAGUUGCAAGACAACAAAGAGAAGAUGAGGGCCUGA
Messenger RNA from Carassius carassius (crucian carp), 966 nucleotides. RefSeq names its product solute carrier family 26 member 4 (gene slc26a4). Gene Ontology annotation, biological process: transmembrane transport. The record is from RefSeq and is a predicted model, not a curated record. Gene Ontology annotation, molecular function: bicarbonate transmembrane transporter activity; sulfate transmembrane transporter activity; chloride transmembrane transporter activity. NCBI's taxonomy places the organism in Eukaryota, Metazoa, Chordata, Actinopteri, Cypriniformes, Cyprinidae. Gene Ontology annotation, cellular component: membrane.